Diversispora eburnea is the source of this 1374-nucleotide messenger RNA. The record is from the annotation of a GenBank genome assembly. NCBI's taxonomy places the organism in Eukaryota, Fungi, Glomeromycota, Glomeromycetes, Diversisporales, Diversisporaceae.
AUGAGUGAACCAACUGGAACGGUAUCAACACAAGAAGGAACGAAACAACCUACAACUGUACUAACUCUACAGGAAACACCUUCUCCCUCGACCAUAGCUGACAACAAUAUUGUUAACGUACAACCAUUGCCCCAAACUCAAGCUCGUAUUUCGGGUACAAUACGCGGUAGAGGACCUGGUUUCACUGGUGGACCCGGAUUAUUUGAAGUUUCACCUACAGGAGAAAUACUUCAUGAAAGUAUUCCUCAUAGCAAAGAAUUAGAACAUCUUGCUGAACUGAAAGAAGUUGCUUCAGAAUAUACUCGUGGAGGUGUUGGAGUUUCUAAGGGUAGCCCCGCAAGUAUUGCUCAAACUGGAAUUCCUCCUUUAACUGUUCAGGGCAUGGUACUACCAUCUGGCCAAGUUGAUGAGGAGAAAUUGGCUCGUGAAUUAAAGGAGGAAGCUCAACAACGCGCCAUAUAUGAAGCUCAACAUAUAGGACGUAUUCCUAUAGCUGGACCGGCAUCUAAAGUUGAAGAAGCGGCUGAAAAAAUUGAGCAGAUUGUUAAAAUUGAUAAGGGAGAAGAACGAACACCGUCACCGGUACAACCUCCAAAUAAAAGUCAAUACGGUCAAGUAAGUCAAUACGAUCUAGCGGGUGGUCCAUAUAUCCAAAAUCCCGGUGGAGGGUUGUUUUCUUCUAUAUUUUCCACUGUAAUACCAGAGACUGGUCAAAUAUAUCAUGAAAAUAUUGAACAAAGUAAAGAAUUUCAACACCUUUCGGAAUUAAAAGAAGUUGCAUCCGAACGUGCUAAACGUGAGGUCGUUGGAACGGGGAUUCCUCGUGGAAGUACCGCUGCGAUUGCACAAUCAGCGAUGGGCAAAUACGCAUCCGCAAUAGGCGAUGAGAUUGGUGUACCCGCUUUGGCAGUUCAAGGUAUGGUGCCUAUUGCCCCGUAUGAAGAAGAAGCUAAUAUUCGCGCAGAAUAUGAAAAACAAGUGUAUAGAUAUUUACCAAUUACGACUCCCGCUUCAAAGGUUGACGAAGCUGCAAGAAAAAUGGAGAAAGUAUUGAGAAUUGACGAAGGAAAAGAAGCUCCUCCGAAUCGAGCUUCUAUGCAACCUCCUGCUACGAAUAUUGGUGAUGAGACUACCGCUGCUGAAUUACGAAAAAAUGAAUUACCUACUACUUUUGUUGGUGGAACUGGCGGUUUAGAAUCACAACGACAUGUAAUUUCAUCUUUAGAUCAAGAACAAAGAGAUAAAAUUCAAAAAAAAUCCGAAGAGAAUCAACUUACCGAAAGGGGAUCAUUACCAUUAAAUGAAGAAGUAACAACUGCAGCGGAAAGUUCCAAAUCAGAACAACAACGAGAAAUUCCAGGGCUGCAACAAUAA